Molecule: messenger RNA, 6614 nt
Organism: Phacochoerus africanus (Common warthog)
Lineage: Eukaryota; Metazoa; Chordata; Mammalia; Artiodactyla; Suidae
Gene: ILDR1
Product: immunoglobulin like domain containing receptor 1
Exons: 8
Coding region: 201-2003 (600 amino acids)
Cellular component (GO): plasma membrane
Molecular function (GO): high-density lipoprotein particle receptor activity
Source: RefSeq, a predicted model, not a curated record
GGAGCCACGGGAGCGCCACAGGUGGGCAGGAAUCAGGCGGUACCCGCCCGCGGACCCCAGCUGGUCCUCACGCAGCGCGGCGCCGAGUGGGGGAAAGCGGAGGGAUUCCUUGAAAAAGUGGGGUGUCCAGGUCCGCCGCUGAUGAAGAAAGACACAGCGCCCUUGGAGUCCCUGAGCUGAAGGGGCCAAAGAGGGCUGGCAUGGGCCCCGAGCUGCCCAUACCUUGGCUGCUUCUCUUCACCUGGCUCCCUGCAGGGUGCCUGUCUUUGCUGGUGACAGUCCAGCACACAGAGCGCUAUGUCACCCUGUUUGCCUCCGUCAUCCUCAAAUGUGACUACACCACUUCUGCCCAGCUCCAGGAUGUGGUGGUGACGUGGCGCUUCAAGUCCUUCUGCAAGGACCCCAUCUUUGAUUACUACUCUGCAUCGUACCAGGCGUCUUUAUCCCUGGGCCAGGACCCAUCCAAUGACUGCAAUGACAGCCAGCGGGAGGUCCGAAUUGUGGCCCAGAGGCGGGGGCAGAAUGAGCCCGUGCUGGGGGUGGAUUACCGGCAGCGCAAGAUCACCAUCCAGAACCGAGCAGAUCUUGUGAUUAAUGAAGUGAUGUGGUGGGACCAUGGAGUGUAUUAUUGCACCAUUGAGGCUCCGGGGGACACGUCAGGAGACCCAGAUAAGGAAGUGAAGCUCAUUGUCCUGCACUGGCUGACAGUGAUCUUCAUCAUCCUGGGCAUCCUCCUCCUGCUCCUGCUGAUUGGAGUGUGCUGGUGCCAGUGUUGUCCUCAGUAUUGCUGCUGCUACCUCCGAUGCCCCUGCUGUCCCACCCGCUGCUGCUGCCCCGAGGAAGCCCUGGCCCGCCAUCACUACAUGAAGCAGGUUCAGGCCCUAGGCCCUCAGAUGAUGGAAAAACCCCUGUACUGGGGGGCGGACAGGAGCUCCCAGUUUUCAUCUUAUCCAAUGAACCCACUGCUACAGCGAGAUUUGUCCCUAAGAUCCAGCCUUCCAGAGGUGCCGGUGACCCAGACCACUGCUCACCCUCCCAUCACCAGUGGUGUCCUAGAGUAUUUGGAGAAAGAGCUGCGGAACCUCAACCCAGCCCAGCCUCUGCCUCCUGACCUCCAAGCCAGAUCUGGCCAUCCCUGCAGCAUGCUGUCCUCCCUGGGCUCUGAGGUCGUGGAACGCAGAAUCAUCCACCUACCUCCGCUGGUCAGAGACCUGUCGUCUUCGUGGAGGACCAGCAGCUCCUCCCGUCAGCAGUGGGUCCCGCCACCGGCUUCCCCCGCACCCCGGGAUCUGAGGGAGGGGAGGAGGCAGCACCGCUACUCUGAUUUCCACCUGCAGCCCCGGGACCAGGAGUUUAAGCGCUGGGCGUUGGAGCAAAGGGAGCUGGACCAACUGCGGAGUGGAAGACACCGCGGCCCCAGACAGCGCGGGUCACCCACCCCCUGGUCAGACAGGGACAGCCUCAGCGACGGCCACUUGUCCAGCGAGGCCCGCAGCUGCUCCCGCCGUCCCCGGAGCCGCUACCCAGAGAGAUCCCGCAGGCCCAGCCCCCGAGGGAGCGCCCAGGGGCACAGGAGGCGCAGGCCCCGCAGCUACUCCCCUCCCCCGGCCUCGGACCUCAGUUCCUGGAGCUGGAGCUCCGACGAGGAGAAGGAGAGGCAGCCCCGGAGCUGGGGGGCCCGCCGCCGCCCCCGCUCCCGCUCCCCCAACUGGCCUGAGGAGAAGCCACCCAGCUACCGCUCUCUGGAUGUCACCUCAGGCAAGAAUGGCAGGAAAAAAGGGAGUGUGGAGAGGCGCUCGCUCAGAGAAGAGGCAAGACAGCCUGAUGGUUCUGGAGCCAUCUUUCUUCUGGCACCACUCAGCAUUGCAGAGUUGAUAUUUCCCAAGCAAAGGCAUCUAGGCAGGUUUUGCCACUUGGUGCCCCAGGAGGAAAGGUCUGUGCCCCUCUGUAAUUGUCCCUACAACCCCCUCUCAUUCUCCUCAACCCCUUUGGUGGCUUCAUGAAUCCAUUUGUGCUUCAUGUAGAUACCAUCCUUGAGUGAACUCUAAGGAGACAGCCUAAAAGGAGGUGUGUGUGUGUUGGGGGGGAGGGUUCCUCAACAGUAUCUUUAUGUGUAUGGCCUUAAGCUCAGUUUAGACCCUGUAGUGUUGCUGCCAGUUUCACUGAUUACAUGUUAGAGAAAAUAGGUUAAAUGCCUGCACUAGGCAAAGAUUUCUUUGGGACUUUUUUUAUAUCCAUAAUAUAACUCAGUCUAAAGUAAAAAACAGAAAAAAAUAAAAAUUUAAUGGAUAGUGAAGACAUAAAAUUCAGUAGGUGAGGGACCUCUAGUCUGAACAAGAUGACAUAGACCUUUUUUCUCUGCUCCUCUCCACUAAGAGCAACUUAUAAAUCCUAGAAAUGGAACAAGAGACAAGCAAAGGAGAACUCUGAAGGGUGCUAAGAGGAAGGCAAGCUGAUUUGGGAACCCAGGACCAGAUAACAACACAGAAUCCUCACAUCUUGCAGCCCUCAACCAACAGAAGGCAGCCACUUACACCUGGUAUUUUCCAGCUUCCCACCUAGCAACAGUAGGUAGCCCAGUAGCUUAUUCUUCCCCCUGGAUCUAAUGGGAGUCCCUCUGACAACCUCAGGCAAAGGAGACCAACUGGGAGCCCUGUCAAAAAAAAAAAGUGGCCAGGGGAAGCAUUCUCCUUCCCUGUCAGAUCCAAGACUCCUCUUUUCUAUGGAGAGGUAUGAAUUUGGUUGGGGGAAGCCAGUAAGAAACACCCAGGUAAAGCAGGUGGCCCAGCUUCGGAAGCCUCUUUGUCCCCAGGGGCCAGAGACUCUCCUCCUCUGCCCAGACACAAUAGGGCUUAUUGGUAGAAUCAUGACAAAGAACCUGUCACAACUAAUAGACCUGUAGCUAGCAGCCUGGUCCCUGAAAUCACUUCAUGGAACUAGACUCUCCUCCUAUCCAGAGAAACCUGGGUAUCUAGGGGGUACUAAUGGAAGGAUUUCCCCAUCUCUCUCUCUCACUAAGAGAUAUCUGGCAAUACAGCCAAAGGAAAUGCCAAUCCUCAUGCAGUCACAAAGUCUCUGAAGAUUAAACUGUUGUUGGAAUCACAGCCCACAAAAGUAGGCUCAGACUCAUAUGUUAAACCUAAACAGAGUAACCUCCUAUAACAUAAUACUUAAAAAGAACCCAAAGUGUCCUAAAAUAGACAAAAUGUUCAGGAUAUAAAUCAAGAACCAAGAAAAUCACAACUUAAAUGAAAAAUGAAAUCAGCUGAUGCCAACACUUUGAUGAAUCAGAUGAUGGAAUUAUCUGAUAAAAAUUUUAAGUCAGACAUUAAAAUUCUACAACAAUCAAUUACAAAUUCUCUUAAAUAAAAACAGAAAAUCUCAGAAAAGAAAUAUAAAUUAUGCAAAAAAAAACAAAUGGAAAUUAUAGAACUGAGGAGUGCAAUAGAAAUUUAAAACUUGCUGAAUGAGCUCAGCAGUAGAGUGGAAAUGAUGAAGGACAGAACAAUAGAAUUCACCCAAUAUGAACAAUUGGAAAGAGAUUAGGGGAAAAAAAAGAACAGAACCUCAGGGACCUAUGGGACAAUAACAGAAUAUCCAACAUACAUAUUAUUGGAGUCUCAGAAAGUAGAGGAGAAAGAGUGGGGAAAGAAGCAUUUGAAGAAACAUGGCUGAAAAUGUCCCAAAUUUGAUGAAAGACAUCAACAUAGAGAUCCAAGAAGCACAAUGAACUCUAUACAAGAUAAACCUUAGAAUCAGUGCCAACACACAUCAUAAUUAAACUUUUGAAGAUUAGAAACAGAAAAUCCUGAAAACAGCUAGAGGAAUAAUGCAUUACCUAUAGGGAACACCAAUUUGAAUGGGUUCCUCAUGUGAAAUAAUGAAAAAGGAAAGGGUAAAAUAUUUUUAAAGCACUUAAAAAAAGAACUGUGGCCCAUAAUUUUAUAUCUGGCAACUUUGUCAGAAAUGAAGGGAAAAUAAAACUCACACAUGAAUGAAAAUGAAAAGAUUUGGUGACUAGCAGAUAUACUCUGGAGAGACUAGAUAAAGGAAAUUCUUUAAAGGAAAUAAUGGAAGGACACUUAGAGCAUCAGAAAACAAGAAGAAACAAUAGAAAUGUCAGAAAUAUGAGUCCAUGUAAUAGACAUUGUUUUGAUUAUAUUGCAUCAUGAUUUGUUUCAGUCAUAAAAUAUGGCUAAUAAAACCCAUAAGAGAAAAAUAUCUCAAAAGAAAUAGAUGUUAUGCAAUGAGUUAACAAUAAUAUGUAAAGGUGGAGAAGGUAAAGAGACCUAAUUGGAGGUGGGCUUUCUAAACUUCAUUUGAAAUGGUAAACUUUGACCAACUACAGAAUUAUAAGCAGCACUCAGAGCAACCACUAUGAAAACUACAAAGAGAUGAACUUAAAAGUGCUGUAAGAUGGAGUCCUAAAACAUAUUUAAUCUGCAGAAAAGUAAGAUAAAAAGCAAUAACAGCUAAAAGAAACAAGUGGAAAAUAAGUAAUAAAAGAGCAUCCUAAACUGCUAAAAUAUCAAUAACUAUCUUAAAUGUAAAUGGUCUAAAUAUACCAAUCAAAAGACAGAGAUUAGCAGAGUGUAUUAAAAAAACCCAAAUCAACUAUAUACUGCUUAUAAAAUCCUCACUUCAUAUUUAACCACAGGUAGGCUGAAAGUAAAAGGGAGGGAAAAGAUAUAUCAAGUAUAUAUUAAUAAUAAAAAAUAAAAAAGGAAUGACAAUAUCUCAUAAAGUAGACUUAAAAGCAAAGAACAUUACCAGAGACAAAAAUGAGACAUUUUUCAAUGAUGAAAGGAUAUAUUUGCCAGGAAGACACAGUAUACUUAUGUGUAUAAACUAAACCAUAGAGCCUCAAAUACAUGAAGCAAAAAACUGAUAAAGCUGAAAUGAGAAAGAGAAAAAUCUUUAAUUAUAGUUGGGAACUCCAUCACUGCUCCUAUUCAGCAACAAAUAGAACUAAUAAGCAACAAAUUACAAGGAAAUAGGAAAUCUGAGCAACAGAAUCAGUCGUCAGGAUCUAAUUAACAUAUGUAAAAGAGAUCAUCCAACAAAGUGGAGUACAUUUUUCUCAAUUUCCUGUGGAACAUUCACCAAGUAGAGAAAAAACAAAAUAUGCCAUGAAAUCAUAAAGCAUGUGUGCUCUAACUAUAAUGGAAUCAAGCUGGAAAUCUGUAACAAAGACAACAGGAAACUCUCAAAACACUUGGAAACUAAGCAAUGCACCUCUAAAUAAUUGUGGGUCAAAUAAGGAGUCUAAAAGGAAACUUAAAACCAUGUAGAAUUAAAUAAAAAUGAAAAUGCAAACCAUGUAGAAUGCAACUAAAGCAGUUAUAAGAGGGAAAUUUAUAGCACUAAAUGCUUAUGUUAAAAAUGAGUAAAGGUGUCAUAUCAAUAACACCUAGUUUCCUUCAGAAACUGGAAAAAGGAGCAAAACAAACCCAAAGCAAGCAGAAGAAAUGAAAUAAUAAAGAGCAAAAAAUAAAAUUGGAAAUAGGAAAAUAUUACCAAAAACCCAAGGAAAAAAAAAAGUUGGUGCUUCCAAAAAAAAAUUAAUAAAAUUAAUAAACCUCUAGCUAGACUGACAAAAAUAGUGAUAACAUAAAUCACCAAUAUUAGAAAUAAAAUAGGAUUUAUUAUUUCAGACAGAGAAGUCAUUAAAAAAUAAUAAGGGGGUACUACAUACAACUUUAUGCUCAUAAAUACGACAGCUUAGAAAACAUGAAACAAUUCCUUAAGAACUGCAAAGUGCUAAAAUUCAACUAAACAAAAUACCCAAUCUGAAUAGCCCUAUAACCAUAAGGGAAAUUGAAUGUUUAAUUAAAAAGAAAUCUCAAGGCCCAGAUAGUCUCCCUGGACAAUUCUAUCAAACCUUUAAAGCAUAAUUAAAACUUUACACAGUCUCUUAGAAAAAAAAAUAGAAAAGGAGGAAACAUUGCCCAGCUCAUUCAGGAGGACAACAUAGAGCCAGACAAAGAGAUUACAAAAAAAGGAAACUUCAAACAAACAUCCCUCCUGAACUUGGAUGCAAAGCUCCCUGACAGAAUAUUACCAAAUGUUUUAAUACAUAAAAAUAAUUAUAUACCAUGAACAAGUGGGAUUUAUUCUUGGUAUGCAAGACUGGCUCCCAGAGCAGUCGAAAUAAUCUUGAAAAAUACAAUUAAAGGACGUAUAUACCUUCCCAUUUUAAAAUGUACUAUAAAACUACGGUAAUUACGAUAGUGUGGUACUGACAUAAGGAUAGAUAUAACUGUAAAUGAAUAGAAUUAAAUAGAAUAGAAAUAAAUCCCUAUAUUUAUGGUAAAUUGAUUUUUGGCAAAGCUGUUUGGCAAUUCAAUGGGGAAAAGAUAGUCUUUUCUACAAAUACUGCUGGGUCAGUUGCAUGGCCACAUGCAAAAAGGUAGAUUUAGACCCUUACUUUAUAGUAUACACAAACAAUUAACUCAAAAUGGAUAAUAGGCAUAGGUAUGAGAGCUAAAACUGUAAAAGUUUUAGAGAAAAAGAUAGUAGAAAGGAAGCCUUUGUGUCCUUGAAUUAGAGUUCUUAGUUAUGACAUGAGUAACAUAAUCUUUAAAAGGAAAAACUUUUUUUUUUUCCUUUUUAUA